Molecule: messenger RNA, 801 nt
Organism: Gamsiella multidivaricata
Lineage: Eukaryota; Fungi; Mortierellomycota; Mortierellomycetes; Mortierellales; Mortierellaceae
Exons: 1
Coding region: 180-779 (199 amino acids)
Biological process (GO): DNA integration; DNA recombination
Molecular function (GO): DNA binding
Source: RefSeq, a predicted model, not a curated record
CUCGCUAAGCGCUCCGCCAUUUUAGAUCUGUUCAGCGAUCGAUCGUCAAUCACGGAGAGCAUGGUUUACAAAGAUUAUGUCGCUGCGCUGAAGGCUACGGACAUAAGCCCGCAGAAAUCGGUUGCCUGGACAUCUCGCCUGCACUUGCCUACCUGCAAUCGCUGCCCAACAAUGACGAUAUGGUACUAGUCCAGUUGACGCGCAAACUUUGCUGGCUCCUGGGCAUUUGUGGCUUCCUCCGCGCGGACGACAUUCAUUGCGUUGACAUCAACAAGACGACCUUUGACAAGCGGUACUUGAAGCUCUUUGUUCUUCUUCCUAAGGAGAGACGCAAGGGCAAGAGGAUUGAGAAGGUGGUGUACAUAUCCGCCAACUCUGACCCCAAUCUCUGCCCCUUGGCUGCUUAUCAGUCCUACACCUCGCGUAUCAAGGAUCACCCAGUGACGGUUCCGCAUCCCGAGGACAAGAAUUUUACAAUUUGCCCUCUCAUUCGUAAUACUCUUCGCCUACAUGCAGCUGUCUCUACGCAAACCAUCUCCAAUCACAUGGAUUCGAUCUCGACCUUGAUCCCUGAGGUUGAACGCUCCACCCGUCGUGUCAAGCCCCGAGUCAUUGGAUCUACCAUCGCCGCCGAGUCGGGUAUGUCUAUUGACGACAUCAUUGCACAUGGCAAUUGGUCCUCUCCCGACGCGUUCCAAAAUUUUUACCGUCUCGCGAGUAGGACCAGGUCCAAUUUUACUGAGAUCACACUCAGUAAAAGUUCUGGAUCCACAUUAUAGGUCGGCUCCCGCUGUGAUAAUA